AUGGUUCCGACUGAAAUUCUUGUAUAUACAUUAAGAUCGGAUUCAUGGAAAACUAUUGAAACUGAUCUUUCUCGCUGUUUUAAUACCGGAAACACUGACGGUGUUCUUGUUAACGGGGUUCUUCAUUGGUUCGGUGCUACCAGUAACACUUUCUUUAAUUUUAUACUAGCUUUCAAUAUUGGCAAUGAGAAACUUAUUCAUGUGCCGCUUCCUGAAGGAAUUACUCCAUUAGCUCCUCAAGUAUAUAAAAGUGUUGGACUCUGGGAAGGCUGCCUUUCCUUAGUUGAUGUUAUUAUGGAUUGUGGCCGUACUGAUGUAUGGGUGAUGCAGAAUUAUAGUGUGACAGAAUCUUGGACUAAGAAAUUCACAAUAUCGCAAUAUACAAUCACCAUGCUAUGUUAUCCGAAGUUGAUAUGGUCUCACAAGGAUGGUCAGAUUCUGAUAAGAACUGGAGACGCUUUUGUUUUAUUUAACCCAGCAAACGAAAGAGUUAGAAAGAUCUUGGUUACUUUUCUUUUUGGGUGUACUACUGGAUUUCCAGUAGUUACACUAGGUGGACGACCAAACUGGCUUUUCCACUAUGUUAAAGCACUGGGCAUUGGAUAA
Messenger RNA from Papaver somniferum (opium poppy), 606 nucleotides. RefSeq names its product F-box protein CPR1-like. The record is from RefSeq and is a predicted model, not a curated record. Lineage: Eukaryota; Viridiplantae; Streptophyta; Magnoliopsida; Ranunculales; Papaveraceae. The transcript has 3 exons. Bases 1 to 606 code for a protein of 201 amino acids.